AUGCCACGUAAGCUACGUAAGAAUAUACGUAAGAGGAAGAGAGCAUUGAAACAUCCAAUAGUAAAACUGACACCACAACAACAGUUGCAACAACAAAUUAUGAAUGACCCCACUAUGUUGCAACAAAUGUCAAGCAACCCUAUGCUUUUAAGCCGAGUUAUUGGUGCACAGAGUGGAGGUUUAAGAGCGGCACUUUUAGCGAAAAUGGCAGGCUAUGGUGGAGCUGCAGACGGAACAGCCUAUAACCCUCAAAGUCAAAUGAAUUUGAGUUCACUCAAAAAUCAAAUAUCAGAUGUCAAAAAGUCAAACAUAGACAUACAGAAGCAAAUAAGUGAAAACGAAAAGAAACUAGAAUAUGACAGACACACAAAGAAACUAAAUGAGUUAAACGUAGAGAAAAAGAAGAAAGAAGAACAACUGAAAGAACUAAGUACAGAGGAAUAUGCAAAAAAAGUGUCAGAAAAAGCAGCAGAAGUAGCAAAAAUGGAACAAGAUGUCAUAAAUUUGAAAAACCAUACUACUCAAUAUAAAAUACUGAAAGAUGAAGAGAUAAAACAAAAGCCCUGA
Molecule: messenger RNA, 567 nt
Organism: Trichomonas vaginalis G3
Lineage: Eukaryota; Parabasalia; Trichomonadida; Trichomonadidae
Product: protein of unknown function, DUF4106 family
Exons: 1
Coding region: 1-567 (188 amino acids)
Source: RefSeq, a predicted model, not a curated record